This is a messenger RNA of Fulvia fulva, 1236 nucleotides long. RefSeq names its product NAP1-binding protein 2. The record is from RefSeq and is a predicted model, not a curated record. Lineage: Eukaryota; Fungi; Ascomycota; Dothideomycetes; Mycosphaerellales; Mycosphaerellaceae. The transcript has a single exon. Gene Ontology annotation, molecular function: protein binding. Bases 1 to 1236 code for a protein of 411 amino acids.
AUGGCCACCUCCAAAUCAUCAUCACCAUCACCACCCGGCAUGGACACAAACGCGGUGCCGACUCUGUCGCUGUCACCCGAGGCUGAAGACCCGCCGGACCACGAGGCAAACCCCCGGAAACGAGAUCGCAUACCUGCCCACGCCGAGGACAGGUUGUCGUCGUACUCCAAACGAGCAUCACGGUCGCGACCACAUUCGAACACCUUGCCGCCUGUUCACCCGAGUCUGCCCUAUGCGCUAGUCCGAGACUUUGCAUAUCCCACCUUCCACCCCAUGCACUUCGGCGCAUCGCCCGAGGACGCUCCAGGCGCGAGUACACCUCACUCGGCAUCGAACAACGGAGGACGGAGGAUGUCCGACUCCGCGGAGGGGAGCUCAGCACCAGGACGAGGCACGUUUGGUGCAGGACCAUGGGGAGGAGAUGGUCACAUGUACCAUGAUCCCGAUCAUGCAGACAUGGAGCCGCUACCUAGCACUAGCUUUGCCAGUGCAGAUGAUUGGGGCGACGAUGAGACCAGCUUCCGGAAAAGUAAGCAUCGCAAGAGCAGAUCUUUCGCAGACAUCCCGAACUAUGAGCGAGGCAGGCGGCGAGAGAGUGGUAAUCGGGCAAGCAGAGACUCGGAUGGGUCGCAGUAUUAUGAUCCGGCUGGGAGGGACGCAUUACGGCAAAGUCGUGGGCAGGCUGAGAAUGGCGAGCUGGUCGCAUCGGGACGUAGGGAUUCCCAUUCCGCUGGCACGUUACCUAGUAGGAGCUUUCACACAAGUCAGCCUGUUGAUCCCGACGAAGAUAUACCACUCGACGCGGAGCCUUCGACACAUUCGCCACAGAGGGAAAGCUUAGGACCGGAGGACGAGGAGUACGCCGGACCAAGUCUUGCAUUAUACAGCUUCGACCCCGAAAACGACAACGAGUUGCAACUCACAGAAGGCCAGACCGUGCUAGUCGCAUACCGCCACGGCCAAGGCUGGCUCGUAGCAGAAAACCCACAAACAGGCGAGCAAGGCCUAAUACCCGAGCAGUACGUCCGGCUGCUGCGCGACAUUGAAGGCUGGGACGAAGAACGUGGCGGUUUCAUCGAUGAUGACGAGGAUCUGUCGCCGGACGUGGAGGGGUUGUCGCUUGAUGAGAAGGAGCUCGAGGCGAAUGCCAGUGCACAGGUCAGUCAACAAUCAUUAUUACCCAGCAAGGAGGCGACGAAGAGGUCUGACGAGAACAAAGUUCCAGCAAUGUCAUAG